AGAAGGAAUAGGUAGCCCGGGAGGAAGCGGCGGCACGGUCGGCUUUGAACCCGCGCUCCACGCAAGAUGGCGGUGCGGGGUUAGAGCGCGCUCGGAGCGGAGCCUGGGCACAGGCGGCACGAUAUUGGCUGAGCUGACAAAAAACAGACUGAAGUUGAAGAGACAUAUUGUGCUGCCCCGAGAUUACUACCAUUGCAGCUGCGACCUUGCUGAUUUGAUCAUCUCAUCUACAGCUGAAAGCACACAAGAUUGUUUCUUCGAAAGAUGAUCAUGUGAAUACUUGAUUCCCAAGGAGCAUUUGAAUGACUGACUGCCCAAAAAUGUCAAGUUCAGGUUACCCCCAAGGUCAAGGCCCAUUUGGUGCAGAACCAACACGAUACCCAACUCAUGCCAUUCGAUAUAGCUUCUCAGGCAGGCACCAGCAGGAAUUUGCAGUUCCAGAUUAUCGCCUUCAGGAUUCACAGCUUUUACAGCAGCAGCAUCAGCAGCUGCGUAGACGCCCAUCGCUGCUUUCAGAGUUCCAUCCAGCCUCUGAUAGGCCUCAAGAAAGGAGGAGUGGCUAUGAGCAGUCAUACCAUAGCGUGGCUGGACAGCCUGACCAUGAAUCAUUGGAAUCCAAACGCCCACGGCUUGAACAGGUACCUGAUCCCCACUUUCAGCGUGCUACAGUACUGCCCUUAGCUCACCCAGUACCAGAGGGUCUUCGAGCACCCACAGAGGUGAAAAAGGAAUCUUUUUCAGUCAAGGCUGAUGUCCCAUCAUCACCAACGACCAAUCAGCAGGUUGGAGAUGAACAAGAUUCAUCUCCUUCCAAACUAUCCAAAGAGGAACUCAUCCAGAGUAUGGACCGUGUUGACCGAGAAAUAGCCAAAGUGGAACAGCAAAUCCUCAAACUGAAAAAGAAACAGCAACAGCUUGAAGAGGAAGCUGCCAAACCUCCAGAGCCUGAGAAACCAGUCUCCCCUCCUCCAGUGGAACCAAAACAUCGCAGUAUUGUCCAGAUUAUCUAUGAUGAAAACAGGAAAAAAGCAGAGGAAGCUCACAAAAUCCUUGAAGGUCUGGGUCCAAGAGUAGAAUUGCCACUUUACAACCAACCAUCUGAUACAAAGAUUUACCAUGAAAACAUCAAAACGAACCAAAUAAUGAGGAAAAAAUUGAUUCUUUUUUUCAAGAGGAGAAACCAUGCUCGCAAACAAAGGGAACAGAAGAUCUGCCAGCGUUAUGACCAGCUGAUGGAGGUGUGGGAAAAAAAAGUAGAAAGAAUAGAAAACAACCCCCGGCGGAAGGCCAAGGAGAGCAAGACUAGGGAGUAUUAUGAGAAACAGUUCCCUGAAAUCCGCAAGCAAAGGGAACAGCAGGAACGAUUUCAAAGAGUGGGACAGAGGGGAGCUGGGCUUCCAGCAACUAUAGCGAGGAGCGAGCAUGAGAUUUCAGAAAUUAUCGAUGGACUUUCUGAACAGGAGCCAAAUUGUAGUAUUCUCCUAAUUUGCCCUUGGUUUUUUUUUCUUCAGUGUGUAGCAGACUGCGUUUUGUAUUAUUAUUUGACAAAGAAAAAUGAGAACUACAAGAAUCUUGUGAGGAGGAACUACGGCCGGCGCAGAGGAAGGAAUACGCAACAAAUUUCUCGCCCUUCACAAGAAGAAAAAGAAGCUGAAAAAGAGGAGGAAAAGGUUGAAAAAGUAGAGAGAGAAGAAAAGGACGAGAAGAAGGAAGAGGAGAAAGAUGAUAAAGAAGAACCUCAAAGGGAAACCGUCAAGGAAAAGGACAAACCAGAUACUGCAGGAGAGGAACCUGAAGAAAAGGAACAGUCUGCUCCACGAGGUCGGAAAACUGCAAACAGUCAGGGGAGGCGGAAAGGCAGGAUCCUGAGAUCCAUGGCAAAAGAAGCUAUCACUGAAGAGCCACCCAACCCCCCUCCUCCGCCUGAACUUGCUGUCACUGAACCUGUGGAGACAUCUCGUUGGACAGAGGAAGAAAUGGAAGUGGCCAAAAAAGGACUCGUGGAACACGGGCGGAACUGGGCAGCCAUUGCAAAGAUGGUGGGCACCAAAAGUGAAGCACAGUGCAAGAAUUUCUAUUUCAAUUACAAGAGGCGGCACAACCUGGACAUGCUAUUGCAGCAGCACAAACUUAGAGUGCAACAGAUGUCACGGAGAUCUCGUGAGGACCGGGAAGUGUCUCAAUGCGAAAGCAUUGCUUCAACUGUGUCUGCUCAAGAAGAUGAGGACAAUGAAGUGUCCAAUGAGGAGGAGAAUCCAGAGGACAGUGAAGGAGCUGAGAACAGCUCAGAUACUGAAAGUGCACCUUCACCAUCACCUGUAGAUACAGGCAAGUCAAGCAAAGAAAGUACAGAGAUGAACAAGUUAACUGAAGAAGGGCUCAAUCCCACAAGCAGAAGUUCUCCAAUUAUUCCACCUGUCUCACCAGCACAAGCUGCUGCUUUGCCUGAACUGCAGGUUAAACAAGAAAUGAACUUAGGCUUUGAGGAGUCAAUGGAGGAGCAGAGGGGCUCUGAAGCUGAAGUAAAGCCUAUGUUUGAGCCUCAGGUGAAACCCAAAACUGAACCUGUGGAUGUGGAUAUGAAACCAGAAGAAAAUCUGCAAGUUAAAGUGGAGGUGGAUGCCAAAGACAAAGAGUUUGAGAAGGCCAGGCAACAGGAAACAGUGGCAUCAGAGCUACUUGAUCUGCCACAGCCUGGAUCACAGGUGGAAUCUCAUUCAGACAAUGAUUCAAGCGCAACUUGCAGUGCUGAUGAAGUGGAAGAUGGGGAGCCUGAAAGGCAAAGAAUGUUUUCUCCGGAAUCAAAAUCAUCAUUGCUGAAACCUCUCAGCUCAGUGUUGAUGACCUCAGCCAUGAAACCAGUUCAGAUGGAUAUCCAGCAACUACAGCAGCGAGCGGCCAUGAUUCCCAAUAUGCUUCCUGAUGAAGGAACAAUACUCCACAAGCUAGUCAUUGGCCCCAACAAGAAUCUCAAUCUCUGGCUAUCCACUCUCCCCUUUCAGAGACCCCUGCAGACAUUCCAUGAUAUCUGUGACCCAGGCACCAGGAGGCAAAAUGCCAUUGUGGAUUCAGGUCUGCAGCAACAAAGCUGCUUGUCGACACUCCUUACCAACAAAUCCCCUGCCUCUAUUUCCUUUUCAUGCUCAUUCCUCUCUUCUCCCCCACCAAUGGCUGCACCAUAUGUGCCGACCACUGCCCCUGUAAGUGGCCUGGCCCUGUUUCAGCGGCACAUCAAAGCUAUGCAUGAUUCUGCACUUCAGGAGGAACAGAUGCGACAAAGGCAAGAACAUAUGGAUGCUGAGCGCAGAAAUUCUUCCAGUCCCAACAUCAGUGGCAAAACCUGUCCAAUCUUGGAUAGAGAAGGCAAGCCAUUUGUUUACAUGCCUUAUCAUGAGGCACGGCGUGUGAUGGAGCAGGAAUCGCAGACUACGGGAGCCAGAUCCGCAUCACCAUACAGGCUGUCCCCAAGGGAAUCCUGUAAACUUUCUCCACAACCAGAGAUGAACACCUUGCGGUACAGUGUACCACCAGUUCUUCAGCCCGCUCCACAUCAAAUGAUGCAAACUACAUCUGAAGGAGGGAAGUUAGUGAUUACCAGACCAGCUAGACCAUCCAACAUUCCCUCCCCUCCCCCACUCAUUCCUUCAACAAAACCACCACUAUCUACUGAGAAGCCAACAUUCAACAUGGGAGGUUCAAUCUCACAGCAGUACAUGGGAGCAGCAGUCUGCCAGAGUCUGUUACAGGUUUCUUCUGGCACAUACCUAGCCCCUCACAACCAAGUAGCUUAUAACCAAGAAACUGUGAAAAAUACAGUGGGUUCCAUCUCCCUCGGGCUGCCAAGACAACAGGAUCCUGUGAAAUCUGGUCCAUUACAGUUUAUUAAACAAGAGGAACUGUCUCCCAGAAGCCAGAAUCCGCAACCGGAAGGUCUACUCUCCAGGGCUACUUAUGAGACAAAUGUGGUCAGAGGUGGUCCGAUGGCAAACAUCCAGGAAGCAAGUCUAACACGAAGCAGCCCAGCAAGCAAGGUUUCUGCGGAACCACCUUCUUAUCGAGGUUCCAUCACUCAGGGUACUCCAGGCCUGUCACAACAGGGCAUUGCAGCAGACACGUUGUUGAAAGGCGCAAUCAGCAAAUUGGCCGCUGAGGAAUCGGGCAGCCCUGAGCAGUCAAGGGAAGAGGCAAUAUCAAAGGGCCAUGUCAUCUAUGAAAGUAGUAGCGGCCAUAUCCUCUCAUAUGACACUAUAAAAAAUAUACGCGAAGGAACCAGGAGUCCCAGAACAGGCCACGAUGUCCAUGGGGUUAAACGGACCUAUGACCUAAUGGAAAGUGGAUUAAGUCGAGUCCCAGUACGUGAAUCCUCGGUGUCUGCACCCUAUGAAGGUCUCAUCAGUCGUGCAAGGGAAAGCCCACAUUUAUCAGAAUCUAAAGACAGAGCUGUUCCAUCAGGGUCAAUAAUGCAGGGUACACCAAGAGCAUCCAGUGAGACCUAUGAAGAAAGCAUGAAGUAUGGGAAACAGAUCAAGCGGGAAAGCCCACCCCUGCGAACCUUUGAAGGGUCCAUCACAAAAGGCAAACCCUACGAGGGAGUCACCACCAUUAAAGAGAUGGGUCGCUCAAUUCAUGAAAUUCCAAGACAAGAAAGUCGCAAAACCCCAGAAAUUGUACAGAGCAGCAGAUCGAUUGUGGAAGGAUCUAUAUCUCAGGGAACCCCGGUGAAGCACGAAAACCAAUCUGCCAUUAAGCAUGAUGUAAAGUCUCUGAUCACAGCCUCUGGCAAACAUCCACACCCCAUGCACCAGCUAGAGAUGAUCUCGGAGGGUGUGAAGAUAGUGGAAAGGAAGUAUGAAGAUAUGAAACCUGCUGAUCAACUACGAGGCCGUCAUAGUGCAGUGGUCAGUUCUGGGACCUCUGUGCUCAGGUCAACAAUGCAUGAAGCUUCUAAAUCUCAGCUGAGUCCAGGCCUCUAUGAAGAUCCCAAUGCAAGAAGAACCCCAUUGGGAUACCCUGGUUUCAUUCCCAGGGGCCCACCAAUAGUCAGCAGACCCCAAGAAGGUGUUAUGACUUCAGUGAAGUCCACUGGACAUGAAAGGAAGACCACACUGGUCCCAACACAGAGAGACAACAUGUCGGUUAAGUCCCCAGUCUCUGUGGUGGACCCAUCAGCAACUCUCAGUCCUUAUGAUUCUCUCCAUGGACGAGGGAAUCCUGAAUAUAGAAGUCAUGUUCCUCACCCCUUCGAGCAGACAAUGGCUUUUCACAGAGCAUUAGACCCAGCUUACCUGUUUUCCCGGCAGCUUUCUCCAAAUCCCAGUUACUCUAGUCACUAUCAACUGUAUGCAAUGGAAAAUACUCGACAGACCAUCCUCAACGACUAUAUCACUUCUCAGCAGAUGCAAGUUAUUACCAAACCAGAUGGCACCAGGGGAAUGUCACCACGAGAAACUUUAGGAGUUCCCUAUGCUGCUGGAUCCAGAGCAAUCAUUGAAUUGGGACCAGUGUCUCACACCAUACUCGUGCCAGGUGGGAGCAGCACUCCUCCCAUGGAGAGAAUAACUUACAUCCCAGGGAACCAAGCCCCUUACCCGGGAAGAUACAACCACUCCCCUAUAUCACCAGGUCACCCUGCACAUAUGUCUGCUACUGCAGCUACUGCAGAGCGUGAAAGAGAAAAAGAGCGUGAGAGAGAACGGGAGCAGAGGGAGCGGGAACGGGAACAGAGAGAACGGGAGAGAUUGGCUGUGACAACAUGUGACCUGUCUUACCUUAGAGCAGGUCCUGAACAGACCAGUAGACCAAGUAGCCACGGAUAUGUCCGUUCUCCAUCGCCAUCUGUACGAACGCCGGAGACCAUCUUACAGCAACGACCCAGUAUAUUCCAAGGAGCCAAUGGCAAAGGGGUUAUAACUUCACUGGAUGCAGCUACGCAGUCUCGGAUAAUGCAGGUACCACCGGGAGCCCUGUCCAUGGCACAGGGAUUGUCUACGUCCCGCUACAACACUGCAGCAGAUGCCCUUGCAGCAUUGGUGGAUGCUGCAGCCUCUGCACCUCAGAUCGAGAUGACAAAGGGGAAAGAGAACAAACAUGAAGCUCCCCGAGUGGAAGAAAUGACCGCUCGCAGAGUUUCUGAGCAACAGCCAAAUAUUCAUCACCAGGCACCGCAACAGCCACAAAGUGAACAUGAGCGACGGUCAGUGCAGUCACCAUAUUCAUCCACGGCCAAGGGUCAGGGUCAAUCCAACUAUCCAGAGAGCAUUAAAGACAAAGCACCACCCCCCAAAUCUAGAUAUGAAGAGGAACUCAGGACUCGAGGCAAGACCACAAUAACAGCAGCAAAUUUUAUAGAUGUGAUCAUCACCAGGCAGAUUGCCUCUGAUAAAGACAGUCGUGAGCGAGGAUCUCACAGUUCAGACUCUUCUAGCAGUGUAUCUUCCCAUCGCUAUGACAUGCCCAGUGUGGAUGCGAUUGAGGUAAUCAGUCCUGCAAACUCACCUGUCCAGUCACAGGAGAAGGCUGAACCUGUCCAGCAGGAGACACACAAGCCUUCCCAGGGAGAUGGUGAGCCUAAUACACGAGGGUUUGAUGUGCCCAUGAGUCGGUACAGGAUGAUGCAGAAGUCACCGUCUCCACAGCAGCAACCACCAUCCUCUCAGCCGGACAGCGUGUAUUCCUCUGUUCCUAACCCUCAAGUUUCCAAAACACACAAAUUGAUCACUCUCGCUGAUCACAUCCAUCACAUUAUUACACAGGACUUUGCCCGAAACCAACCCAAUAGCCCGUCAUCACAGCCUCCAGUAUCUACAUUCCAAACAUCUCCAGUGCUCUCUAACCGUGGGAAGGGUUCCACUCAUUACAGCACAGACUCUCAGCCACAGACCACUCAAACAGCUCUUCUUCAGAGGCCGCCAUCCAGAGUCUCUCCUGAAAAUCCAACGGAAAAAGGCAGAGGAAGGCCUGGGAAAUCCCCAGAACGAAGCCACGUUUCGUCAGAACCAUAUGAGCCUAUCUCCCCUCCCCAAGCCCCUGCCAAUCUAGAGAAGCAAGAGAGUGUAGUACAACCUCCUCAGCGAAGGGAGGCAGAACCCACUGAACAGAGGCUGCCCCCAAGUAAUGAAUGGCUCCCGAUGCCCUUGCUUGUCCGAAGAGGUCGUGCCCCAGAUUCUGCUACAAGGAGUGAGGCUCGAUCUCCAGGGAAUGUGGGCUAUUUGCCAGCGUUCUUCACUAAGCUGGAGAACACUUCGCCAAUGGUGAAAUCGAAGAAGCAGGAGAUAUUUCGUAAGUUGAACUCCUCUGGUGGCGGGGAUUCUGACAUUGCUAAUGCGCAGCCUGGGACUGAGAUAUUUAACUUGCCUGCUGUCACAUCAUCAGGUGUGGUUUCGUACAAAAAAGGUUCAGUCAGUUCUCGGAGUCAUUCCUUUGCAGAUCCAGCCAGUAAUCUUGGCCUUGAAGACAUUAUCAGAAAAGCCUUAAUGGGAAAAUAUGACGAUAAAGGAGAAGAUCACCAAGUUGUACUGUCCCACCCUGUGAGUGCAUCACAAGGCAACAUGAGCACAUCGAUCCCUGUGUCCAGUGAUGCUCGGAAUGAGGAAGCCAAUCCGUCACCUCCGUCAGGCUCAACUGCGUUCCCUUAUAACCCACUGACAAUGCGUAUGAUGAGUGUAGCACCAACAUCGAUUGCUUGUGCACCACCAGCCAUGGGUCAAGCCAGCUCACAUCCUCCAGCCAGGACGUGGGAGCGCGAGCCAGCUCCCUUACUCUCCUCCCAAUAUGAGACACUAUCAGAUAGUGAUGACUGAAUACAGUGCCCUGGCUACGGUUUUAGUAGUUUUUUCAGGCCUGCAGACCACAGACAAGAGACUCUCCUCGAGCCCAGCUCACCAAGUGAUGAAGUAAAGGAGGGUUUGCUCACAUAGGCAAAUGCAAAGCAGUGUUAAGUCCUCAGAUGAGCAGAUGCUGGGUGGAGAAGAAAUUGUGAUCACAGAUGCUCAUGUAGAAUUCACAAUGAAAGACACUUUCUGCUCUCAUUUGUUUGUUUAAAAACUGUCUUUAAAUCAUUCUUGUGUAAUAUAGAGUACUGUACCAUUGUAUCAUGCUACCAAUCUUACAUUUUAAAAGAUCCUGAAACAGUGAAUUGACUGUUGUAAACACAGGAAUUUCCCACCAUAAGGUGAGCCCGAGUGACUGGUAUUCCAUAUUCGUUGUAAAUUAAGUUCCAUUUUGUCUUUAAUUAUUUAGCAGCAGUGCUAAGAUAUUAAUGCAUGGAUGUAUUAUGAUUCAUUGUAAAACAAAAGAAUUGAAGGGAGUAUAUAACCUGGUUUUGGGCUCAGGAAGGGGCCUAAACCCAGUUACUGUGCACAAUAAUCACCCAAAGGGAAUAUCUUUUGCCUCCACCUCAUGCUUCUCCCUUAAUUAUUUCAGUCAUCUCUCCAACAAAAUGAAAUACUGUUUUAAAAUCUGGGAAACGUAAGCAGGUCUUAAUGUUGCUUCCACAAGUUAAUUUGUUUUUCUUGUGAGUGUGGAGUGAAGGAAUUUCUAAUUUCUGAGAAUGUUUAGUAGUUGGAAUGAAAGUAGAUAUUCAGCAUAAAUGAAGAGUGACAAAGUUCUCAGUCACAGGUUCUCUUGUGCCAUGCAGUUUUGACACUAGUGGCCUGACAUUAGUUUCUGAGCUUCUGCUGUAUUCACAGAACAUUGUGAGGUUUCAGUGUCAGAUUCCUGCACUUUGGGAAUAUGUCCCACAACUGCAGAACUGCAUGUGAACAUCAAAAUGAAUAAACAGUAAAAGUCUGAAUGGAGGAAUUGCUAAGAAUCAACUAAUUUCAAACAUUACUGAAGUUGCUGUCCUGGCUGGGUACAGAUUAUUGGUCCCAGUGGAGUAAAUGCACUAAUUUCAGCUUUAAAUCCUUUGACUGUCAGGUGUGCAGAUUUUGAAAUGCAUGUUUAUUUUCUUUUCUGAUUCCUCAAAAAAAAGUGUAAAUUCUUUAGAUGCUGAAUGUUACACAGUAGAAAUUGAGGCAGCUCCACAAAUGAUUCUUUGGAAUGGAAUAAUGUUAUCACAUUAUUUUCCUAUGUUCAGGCCUGCGGACAGCCCUUGAAGCAUGACAUUUGCCUCCGAUAGAAGUUGUAUUUCAUUGUUGCACUGUCUCUUGUAACUGCAGUCUCCCUUCCUGCCAAGUAGCCACUCCAGGCUAACGUCUACCUUUUAAAUAGUUCGCCAUUCCAGAACCACAACACAUUCAUGUAAAUGUUUAUCGAACUAAAAUAAAGAUGGCAUCUGAUUUCAGUCUUUUAAA
Messenger RNA from Chiloscyllium plagiosum (whitespotted bambooshark), 9293 nucleotides. NCBI's taxonomy places the organism in Eukaryota, Metazoa, Chordata, Chondrichthyes, Orectolobiformes, Hemiscylliidae. The record is from RefSeq and is a predicted model, not a curated record.